Hypoxylon trugodes is the source of this 1377-nucleotide messenger RNA. RefSeq names its product glutamine synthetase. Lineage: Eukaryota; Fungi; Ascomycota; Sordariomycetes; Xylariales; Hypoxylaceae. The record is from RefSeq and is a predicted model, not a curated record. The coding region runs from base 178 to 1266 and encodes 362 amino acids. Gene Ontology annotation, molecular function: glutamine synthetase activity. Gene Ontology annotation, cellular component: cytoplasm. The transcript has 5 exons.
UUCCGUAUCUUUCCCUCUCUCGUCCUCUCCUUCAAAGGGACAACUCCUAUUUAUUUACUUCCUUCGUUCGACGUUGUCCUUCGAAAAUAAAAGUCAGCUUCAGAGUUUUUUCGUUUUUAACCUAUAAGAAAAGAAAAAUAAACCACUAAAUCCUCCUAAUCUUCCAAUACCGCAACCAUGGCCGACAGCCAAUAUGUCUCGUACGCUGAGAACCUCAUGAAAUACAUGAGGCUCGACCAGAAGGGAAACGCCAUGGCGGAGUACAUCUGGAUCGAUGCUCACGGCCACGUUCGAUCUAAGAGCAAGACAAUUACCUCUAUCCCCAAGGAUGGUAACUUCAAGCCCGAAGAUCUUCCUGUCUGGAACUUCGACGGUUCUUCCACAGACCAAGCUCCUGGUGACAACAGCGAUGUUUACCUACGACCCGUAGCUGUCUAUCCCGAUCCUAUGCGAGGUGUCCCGAACAUCCUGGUCCUUGCAGAAUGCUGGAAUGCCGAUGGAACUCCCAACAAGUUCAACCACCGCCACGAAUGUGCUAAGCUAAUGGAGGCCCACGGCGACCACGUACCGUGGUUCGGUCUUGAGCAAGAGUAUACCCUCUUCGAUAUGGAGGACAGGCCGUAUGGCUGGCCCAAGAACGGUUACCCUGCUCCUCAGGGCCCUUACUACUGUGGUGUUGGUGCUGGCAGAGUUAUGUGCCGUGACAUCGUCGACGCCCACUACAAGGCUUGCUUGUACGCCGGUAUCAAGAUCUCUGGUACCAACGCCGAGGUCAUGCCUGCCCAGUGGGAAUUCCAAGUUGGUCCCUGCGUGGGUAUUGAGAUGGGUGACCAGCUCUGGAUGGCUCGUUUCCUUCUUCACCGUGUUGCCGAAGAAUUCGGUGCCAAGAUCUCGGUUCAGCCUAAGCCCAUCCCUGGCGACUGGAACGGUGCUGGUCUCCACACCAACUUCUCCACCAAGGAGAUGCGUGUUGAGGGCGGUAUGAAGCACAUUGAGGAGGCCAUCAAGAAGCUCGAAGGCCGACACAAGGAACACAUUGCUGUCUACGGUGAGGGCAACGAGCUGCGAUUGACGGGUAGACAUGAGACUGGUGCCAUCGACCAGUUCAGUUUUGGCAUUGCCAACAGAGGUGCCUCGAUCCGUAUUCCCCGAGAAUGCGCCGCCAAAGGAUACGGUUACUUUGAGGACCGAAGACCCGCGUCAAACGCUGACCCGUAUCAAAUUACGGGUAUAAUUAUGGAGUCGAUUUUCGGUGCAGCAAACUAAAGGAGAUAGGAGGAUACCCCGUGGUAGUAAUGAAUUGCUUUUAGGCGGAGCCUUUACAUAGAAUAGGAGUCUCUAAAGACAUGAAUUGACAUGAAUGAUUUUUUUCGGUUA